AUGAACCGGCUGGACCUGGACACGCACCGCCUGGCGCUGCUGGCCGCCAAGGAGGACAUCGGGAGCCGGCGCCUCUCCGCCGACUGGGCCAUCUUUGCGUAUGGGAAGCACAAUGAGCUGAAACUCCUGGACUCGGGAGCCGGCGGGGUAGACGAGCUGGCCGGGAAGUUCUCCAGUAGCAGCGUCAUGUACGGCCUCUGCCGCGUCCAGGACCCCAGCUCCGGGCAGCCCCGCAUCAUCCUCAUCAACUGGGUGGGGGAGAAGGUGCCGGAGUCCUACAGACAGACCUGUGCAGGGCAUCUGCCUGCCAUCAAGGCCUUCUUCAAGGAGGCCAGCCUGGUGGUGAGCGCCCACCGCCCCGAGGAGGUGACGCAGGAGGGGCUGCACCGCGUGCUGUCCCGGCUCGCGCCAGCAGGGGGCAGCGCCUCCAGGCGAGCACCAGCCAGCGGCUCUGAGGAACUGGUGGGCACCAACUACAGGAAAACGAACCCCGCCCUGGAGAUCCGCAGGACCAAACGGGAUUCGUUCUGGGCGCAGGCCGAGAGGGAAGAGGAGCAGCGGAAGGAGGAGGAGCGCCGGCGGCUGCUGGAGGAGCGCAAGCGCUGGGAACGCGAGCGCAUGGAGGAGGAGAAGAGAGAGGCGGCCGAGCGAGAGCGCAAGUUCAAGGAGAAGGAGAGGCUGAUCGAGGAGCAGAGGAAGGAGCAGGCCCGGCUGGAGGCUGAGGAGCGGAGGAAGGAGAAAGCCCGAUGGGAGCAGCAGCAGCGGGAGCACGAGGAGGCCAUGCGGGACCGGUUCCGGCGCAGCGAGUCCAUCGAGAAGGCCGUGGAGGCGGCCACGCUGGUCUCCCAGCGCUCACAGAACCCCCGGGAGUUCUUCAGGCAGCGGGAACGCUCCAGCUCCACUUCGGGUGCCCAGUCGCCCCCCUCGCCCCUGGGGGUCAGGCCAGGAGCACCCCACAGGCCCUACCUGCGCUACCAGCGCAGCCUGACGGAGUCUGCCUACAUCUUCCGCCGGCCAGAGCCCCCCGCUUCGCCGGGGGACUUCCUCCCGGCCCCCUCCAGCCCUCGCCCCUCUGAGUCCAGCUCCAUGUCUCUGAGCCAGCCCCCAGCUACAUUUCUGCCCACGGAGGAGGAUGCCCCUUGCAUGGCUCCCAGAUCACUCCAGGGCCCCUCUGAGAGCUCCCUGGUGGCAGAGCUGGUGCCCAUGGAGGGGCCCCAUGGCAGUCUCCCAGAUGUGCCGACCGGGGCCCUUGCUGACCCCACUAACCCAUCACUGGCCGGGGGGGAGCCUGCUCAAAGCUGCCCAGUUCUCUCCAGCGCCGGGGCCUGCUCCCUGGAACCUCUGCCUCAGUCCGCGCCCCUGUGGCCCUGGCAUCCCGGCCCCUCCACGGCUGCAGCCCCCAGGCCUGGCGAGGACCCCGUGGCAGGUGGAGAGGCACUGCUGGAGCCCUCCCACGGGCCCCUCCUGGCGCCAGAGGCCAGCCCGGACGAGCUCCUCCCGGAGUCAGGACACAACGGCAUAGCAGGGCAGGAGGUCGGGAGGUGGCCGGAGCUCAGGGAGCUGGAGCCGGAGCCAGGAGAGAAGGGCACCCUGAGCGGCAGUACCAAGCUCCAGCUGCAAGCAGCGUGGGAUCCCCCAGCAGGGGACACAGCCUGGGUCUCUCUGCAAGGCGGUGCCAGGCGGGCGGCGCUGGAGGGGGGGGAGGCCGUCGAGGGCCCCUCCCCCCGCACUGCGUAG
Messenger RNA from Emys orbicularis (European pond turtle), 1737 nucleotides. RefSeq names its product drebrin-like. The transcript is spliced from 15 exons. Gene Ontology annotation, molecular function: actin filament binding. The coding region runs from base 1 to 1737 and encodes 578 amino acids. The record is from RefSeq and is a predicted model, not a curated record. Gene Ontology annotation, biological process: postsynaptic actin cytoskeleton organization; positive regulation of axon extension; positive regulation of dendritic spine morphogenesis. Gene Ontology annotation, cellular component: lamellipodium; dendrite; postsynaptic density. Lineage: Eukaryota; Metazoa; Chordata; Testudines; Emydidae.